AACUCCCAGCAGAUAUCCAACCGACCCACCUCUUCACUCCCUGCUCCCUCCCUCGACCGCCCCUGUUUUGUUGUUUGGCUAAAGAUGGCGUUAGCGGCUAACACAGGCGAUUGCAUUUUGUUUCACAAAAAUUAUUCGGCCAGUGGUGAAAAAACACUGAUCAAAUAGAGGUUUAAUUCGUCAUUUGAUGUGGCAAAAUGUGUUACAUUGAGCAAAUACACGGCCAUUACGUAGAAUAACGCUGGUUCGGCCUUCUCACGAUGUAGGCCUGUUUUUAAGGGAGUGGACCGGAGCUGUUGGGACUCCAUCUCCCGUCAGGACGUGCGGCGUCAGGUGGUACAACUUCUCCUAUUUCUUGGUAUCUGUAGUUUUCUGUAGUUUUCUGUAGACCACGCAAGAAUGUUUUUUUUUUUUGCGGAAACUUUAAAAAAACAAAAAAAUAAAUACGAACGAAGUAAUUAAGAGCACCUAUUGAUAAAGAACUUAACUAAAGUGGGGAUUUAAAGUGAAAGGACAUGUUUAAUUUGUCAGUAUUUCACUGGAAGCGCCCAGUGAUGCUCCUACAGGCUGGAUAAUUACUGUCUACACUGAGAGGAGCACAGAUUGACAUAAUUGAAGAGGGACAAUGGCAGCCUCACCUGUGCCAGGUGACUGGAAACAAUCUCGACCACCCUCCAGAGAAGGACACCCAACAUCACCAGAGUCCUCUUUGACCUGGUGCCUUGCUCACCUCUCCAAACCCGGAUCAGGGGCUGAACACCACGGGCAUGGCAAGGCUGAGUCCGGCAGUGGCAGAGAAAUGGACAAGAGGUCCAGAGUGUCUCAGUGGCGAGCCCUGGUCGCGAUCCGGACUCAGCACAUCAAGGGGGACAAGGCUGGCAUUGCCAGGUUCAGAAGUCAAGGUGGUCUCCGGCCCCUGCUGGACCUGCUCAAACACCCAGAUUGCUCCAGGAAAACCGUGGACCUGGCUCUGAGCAUCCUGGCAAACUGUUGCACCGAGCUGGAGACGCGUAUAGAGGUCCGUAAGCACGAUGGAAUAAAUAUAGUCGUGGACAUCCUGAAGAGAAAUGUGGCCCUGGAGACCGUCCAGAACCGAGCAGCCCGAGCUUUGGGAAACUUGGCCAUGGAUCCAGAGAGCUCUGCGCUCAUCCACUCUGCUGGUGGUGUUCCCCUUCUCCUCCUUUGUGUGUCUCUUUCUUCCGCCCCGUCCUCCCCCACAGCCGCUCCACCCAAAGACACCUGUCCUAAACUGGAGUGCGCUCAGUCGGCUGCUCGCGCUCUCCUCUACCUCUCCGAUACGCCCUCCAACCGCCUGUCGCUGCUCACCCAAGGCACCUUAUCUGCUCUUGCCCCUCUCGUCGCUCCAGAAUAUCCCCUGGGGCUGAGGCGCGCCGCGCUCAGGACCCUCCACGAGCUGACCCGGGGUUGUGGCGUCGAAUGCGCCAGGGAGGUGUCCCGUUCUGGCGUCCUCGCUCAGCUCAGCGCCAUGGCGUCGGGGGAGAGUGGUAAACCUUUCGAGGAGCUGGCGCUGAAAACCCUGGCCAACGUGUGCACCCAAGGCUGCCUGCGCCCUCUCGUGGGGUCGCUGGGGGUCAUUCCGAAGUUCACAGAGGAGAUCAAGAGGGACCCACUAAAGUCUGGAGUCUUCCUCAAGGCUCUGUGCUUGUGCUGCAAGGAGGCGGUCAACCGGGCCAAGGUGAAGGAGAGUGGCGGAUUGGAGGUGCUAAUUGGCUUUUUGGCUGCACAUCACAGCCAUCCCCUUUCCAGACUCGCCAUCCUGGCCUGUGUAGACUUUGUUUUUGACGAAUCUGCUAUGGAGCAGUUGCAAGAGCUCGGGCUGGUCCCUCUGCUUGUUGCACGACUGGUCGAGCUCACCAGAGGAGAGGAACAAUCUGCGGAGAAGAUGGACGUGAGCCUCUCCUCCAGCAUGUCUCCCACUGAGCUCCUGCCCUCCUCGUGUUUUGACUCCUUCGACUUUCCUGCUCCCGAGGGCUGCAAGAAGGAGGAAGCCGGUAGGGAGCAAGGUCUAUGUUCAUCGAGCUUUUUAAGUCUCAGGUCCUGGUUGGUGUCUGAGGGAUUGAUCUCUUCAGAAGGAGACCUGCUGGAUUCCUCUGGUGUUGAAGGGGAAUGGGGAAGUCUUCAGAUGCCACCGUCUUCAUCCCCUCAGACCUCCUCUCCGAAUCCGGAUUCCCUUUCCUCUCUUAAAAACUCUUCUCCCUCCAGCUCGACGGCCUCUUCCACUUCUAAAAAAGCCGCUCAGCCUCCCGCUGUGUCCUCUUCGGUCCAGUCACCCUCACUGAAAAUCAUCGAUCCGCCUCCCUCUAGCCCUCAACCUUCCAGUGUACUCACACCCCAAACCCAGCCCUCUUCCUCCACUAUCUCCUCUCCCACUAAAACCACCCAAACACCAGUCUCUCCAUCAAAGUUCUCAUCCCCUCACAGAAGGAGGCAGCGUGUUCAUUCAGCAGCUUGUUUGACUAAGGUCACUCUUGAAACUCCUCCGUCUUUGCCCCGCCCGAUGGCUUACCACCACCCAUACCACCCUGAACCUUGGACGCCCGAGUCGCCCAUCCUGCUGCUGCUGUCGCGCUUCUCCCACGCCACCGACCCAAGCACUGCUCUGGUCAGCUCAGGCAUCAUGUCCGGCUUGCUCUACUACCUCACCCAGCACCAGGACCCCAGCAGCAGGUGCCUCCGUAUGCUGUGCCGACUCAGCUGCAACCCAAACUGUUUGCAGGCGCUGGUCAGAACCGGCUCGGUCGCGCUGAUUCGUCACCAUCUGUGCCAGAGUCGGGGAGAAUAUGAGGCACAGGAGAGGCAGACGGACCGAGUGAAAGCCAAAGUUAAACAACUUGGCCUGGCUCUUCUCAAUAAUCUGCGAGUCCAGUGUGAGUCUGGAUUUGGCUCUGGGGUUCUGGCCCAUGUGAUGCUGUCAGGGUCUGAGUCUGACAAGAUGAACUGUGCGCUGUCUCUGCCAUUGAUCAGCAGCAACAAGUCUCUGUUGAAGAAGCUUCUUCUGGACAACGGUGGACUACUCCUGGCUCUGCAGCCCCUCGGUUGCGAUGACGAUGACGUGGAUGAAGACAACCCCACCGAAUGUAGAAAGUUGCUGUCUGACUGGUUUAAUUCACCGCAUGUAGGCCUGACUUCUCAGCUCCACUCGCUGUACUUCUCCCUCCUGACUGGAUGCCUGUCCACCCUGAUGGGUGGCCUCAAAAUGGAGCUACACAAAAAACAUCUCAGUCUAAAUACCACACAGUCAGUCAGCAAACCUGACAGCGUUUCACCUCCUCCUUCGAAGAAGCCUCGCAUGACUGACAUCUGUCCUUAUGGAGUCUCGAACUUUGACCUCCUCUUGCUGCUGGACGACGGGACUCAGAUUUCAGCCAACAGGGAGGCUGUGGCCGGGGCGGAGGGGACAGAUGGGGCCAGCUCUGAAUACUUUUGGGCUCUGUUGAAAGGCGGAUUUGGAGAAGCUCAGGGUAAUGCAGAAGAAGCCAUCCGCAUUAAAGAUGUCAGCACAGGUAUGCUGCUACCAGUUCUUCACUACCUGCAUGGAUGUCGCCUCACCAAGGUUACAGAAAAGACAAGAGAAGGUGAUGAAGGAAGUAGGAGAGGACAGUGUCAGAUUUUGGACACACUGGUCCGUGAAGGACUGGGCAUCUGCCAAACACAGACAAAGGAUCACUCGGAGGGAAACUUGGCUUUCCAGAAAACAACUUUAGGCGAAGUGAUGAUUGGAGCGUGCAGAUUCCUGGUGACUGAGCUGCAGAGAGAGUUGGAGGAUCUAUGUGUGUCUCUUCUCCUGUCCUGCUCCACAAAGGCCGCUCGUCGAGCUGCAUCAGCUCCCACAGAGGACAACGCCGAAAAGGCCGCAUCUAAGAUGGACCAAGAAGGCCUCGGGUUUGCAGAGGACAACCUGGCCAAUCGAACGUCUGAGCUAGAAUUGACUGGUUGUGAAGCGCAAACGGAGCAUUUACCAGGACAGACGAGGAAACCGAACGGUUCCCCACACCAGACAGACUGUAAUAAAACCUCCUCUGCUGGAACAGGUCUGAAGGCCAGCAGGGGGCUCGGUACAACAACAGACCACAAGUGUGUCAAGAGUGUCACUCCAGUUUCCAAAUCAAGCUGUGCGUCAGUGCGGGACAAAUCAUUGGAUCCACAAGAGUUGAAGCUCAGACCAAAGAACUUGAUGAAAAGUUCAGCACAGCUUCUGAAACCAGCAGCUCGGGACUCCGUUUCUUCCUCAGAAGCCAAUUCAGGAGGUGGGGCCCUGGCUGCUCUCCUCCCCCAGGUGUACUGGUUUUCCCAGAGGUACAGCUACCCAGCACUGGGUCGCACCUGCCUGUCUUUGCUGCUGGGCUGUCAGGACUGCCCUCGGCCCUUCUCGUCCUCCUCCCUCGUCGGGGAUUGCUUUCGCCGACUUGCCAGAGAGGCCGACUGUACAGAGACUCUGAAACAGGAUCUGCUAAGUCUGGCCACAGAAGCUCUGAGCUGAGCAAGGAGGGAACUAUUGAGUGACGUUGGCAUGAAUAUAGAAGGCACAUCUUAAGUUGCCAUCGUAUUAAUUUUAUGUUCAGGUUACGACAGCCACACUAUUAUCUAAAAAAAACAUGCUGUAUGAAUUUCUUCAGCACUAACAGGACCGACUGUUGAUCUAUUUUCGUAAACUGGAAGCAGAAAUUUCUAUUUAGUUUUGAUGUAAUCUGAUAUAAACUGUAGCCCGUCCCAGCAUGACAUAAUUGUAUCAUAAUUUACUGUUGUUGGAUUCAUUUCUAAUGACAUUUGUAUUGUGGAUUUUUUUUUUUCUCCCUCUUUUUUUUUUUUUAAUGUGGUAAACAAAUAAGCAAAUGUCUGCAAUGCAUUUCAUGAAUGUCAUUUAGCUGGAAGUACUGGAAUUAUCAGGGUUGGUUUAGGAGCCAGUUGUUUAUUUGUACAUAGAGAUAAUAUUGAUUAGCAGAUAUACAGUGUAUAGAUUCCAACUGUCCCAUAUUAAUUUAUGCCACUGAAUAUAUUGUUGGAAUAUCACUUUUGCUUUUGUUUUUCUCUUGUUGGAGUGUGGAUAUAGAAAAUGGCCACAAUUUUUUCUUCUGAAAGACCAAAACCAACAAUGUUUUGGUCCAUCUCAAUACUUUCCAACUUCGCAAUCUUGUUUCAAGCCCAUUGAUUCCUUAAAAUAGGUCAUGAAUAUAUAAUUAGAUUUAAGAAAAAGGCUAAAUAUUACAGCUGGGCACUGUAGUUUUUAGCAAACAUUAUUCAAACAGGAAUAAAUAGUGCAUUUGUUGGGGAUUAUUUUCAGCAGUGGAUUAAUACACGUUUGGUGCUCUAGUGAGUAUGUGGGCCAGCAGGAUGGAUAAAAUAAACAGUGAGUAUGUUCAUGGAAACGAAGGAACUGUGGCGUCACGGACGGUACUUGGUAGUAGAUCAAUUCACUGUUGGUUUUGGUCUUUUCAUGAAAUUGUUUGGCAGCAAGAAAAAUACAGAAUAUAUUACCAGCCUGCUUUUAAUCUUUAAAGGCUCGUAUUUAGGCCGGAUUUAAACCAGCCUGUCUUUGGCGGCCCCUAGUGGUAGUGUAUAGACACCAUAAGAGAGAGCAGCCCAUUCUGCUGUGACACUUAAAAUAGAACAUUUUUUUUUCUAUACGUCUUGAGGGUUGAUUAAAUUGAGCACUACUCUGAAUUAAACAAAAGACAUGGCACUCAUUGUAA
This is a messenger RNA of Morone saxatilis (striped sea-bass), 5711 nucleotides long. It is a transcript of the gene armc5, whose product is annotated as armadillo repeat containing 5. The coding region runs from base 626 to 4501 and encodes 1291 amino acids. Gene Ontology annotation, biological process: anatomical structure morphogenesis. The record is from RefSeq and is a predicted model, not a curated record. The transcript is spliced from 7 exons. Gene Ontology annotation, molecular function: protein binding. NCBI's taxonomy places the organism in Eukaryota, Metazoa, Chordata, Actinopteri, Moronidae. Gene Ontology annotation, cellular component: cytosol.